Molecule: messenger RNA, 1871 nt
Organism: Hypoxylon fragiforme
Lineage: Eukaryota; Fungi; Ascomycota; Sordariomycetes; Xylariales; Hypoxylaceae
Product: aldolase
Exons: 1
Coding region: 720-1706 (328 amino acids)
Molecular function (GO): 4-hydroxy-tetrahydrodipicolinate synthase activity
Source: RefSeq, a predicted model, not a curated record
GAUUAGGCUCUCUUGCAGUCCAUCAGCCAUGUGGCCGAGGCAAGUUGGGUACCUAACCUAGGUAUGCUUUUCUCAACAGCCCGACGGUUUUCAUGCCCGGUUCUAUGAAAUUUAGGACUAUUAGGUGUCUGCGUGACUUUUCUGGUCUAUUUAUGAUAUAUUGAUUUGAUAUAAUGCUAAAUCGCAACUGGCCCAUCUGUCCUAGGGCUGAUUAAGAAUUCGGCUUAUUCACCACGGCCUCUAGUCAUAUCGACCCGAGAGAGCGUGAACCCCUUGCACUCCCGUGCUAGUUCGUUCCAUUAGCUCCUUUUUUUCUGGGAUGUUUCGGGUCUAGGAGGUUGCCAGUGUCGCGUCCCUCGGAGCAAUGUCACUGCGAAUAAAAACACUAGGAACUAGUAAGGCCUGCUCCUAUACACUGCUGACCCACACCCCACAAGGCCGUUAAUGCCACUUCACUGGACAAUGUCAUUAGGUCAUGGAAAGAAGAGUUUCUGGUCGCCUCCUAAGUAGUAUACCUCGGAAUCUAUAAGUAUAGCUAUGGAUCCUAGUUUCUUGUUGUGGUUUCCUCUUUGCUCAGCACCCCUUUUUCGUAUUUAUCUUAUCUUUUAAUAUCAUCUGUCUCUCCCUUAUACGUAUACUUCGGUAUAUAUCAACCCGCGAGCCAAACGGCGAUAUCUUCAUCUGGCUCCAUUUAUCCCAUCGUCACUUAAUCAGAAAGCAUGACUGUCCCGAUCAGAAAUGAGCUCAAUGGCCAAACAACCACAAGGCGGCCAUUGCCGUGCGGCAUCUAUGCUCCUACCAUGACCUUCUUCGAUCCCGAAACCGAGGAACUUGAUAUUGCCACCAUAAAGAAGCAUGCGGAGCGUCUAGCUAAAGCUGGACUUGCCGGCUUAGUCACCAUGGGAUCCAAUGGGGAAGCCAUUCACUGUACUCGUGACGAGAAGGUGGCAGUGACACGUGCUACCAGAGAAGCUCUGGAUGCCGCUGGGUUUACUACCACGCCCAUCAUUGUUGGAGCUACAGAGGGAAGCGUAAAAGGAACCAUUGAACUCUGCAAGCAGUGUGAGGUAGUUGGUGGGGAUUACGUAUUGUUAUUGCCUCCAAGCUACUUCCGUGCCCAAAUGGACGAAGAGGCCAUAGUUGGUUAUUAUACCGCUGUAGCAGAUGGAAGUCCGUUACCAAUCGUUCUAUACAACUACCCCGGUGCGGUCGCCGGUAUCGACAUGGACUCGGACCUUAUUAUCAAGCUUGCCGAGCAUCCUAACAUCGUUGGAACCAAAUUCACGUGCGGUAGCACUGGUAAGCUUACCCGUGUUGCGCUAGCUACCAACGCGAAGACCCCAGCUUCGGAGGGCAGUGGAUAUAUGGCUUUUGGCGGCAUAUGCGACUUUACUGUUCAAACAUUGGUAUCGGGUGGUAGCGGAAUCAUUGCAGGAGGCGCAAACGUUAUGGCUAAGGUUUGCGUUAAGGUAUGGAACCUGUACGCCGAGGGAAAGACGGAGGAAGCCAUCGCACUGCAGAAAAAGCUCUCCCGAGCCGAUUGGCUAUUAACCAAGGCGGCCAUUGCGGGCACCAAACAGGCCAUUCAGAGCUACUUCGGCUAUGGCGGUUACCCUCGGCGACCGCUCAAGCGCCUUGAGCAGGCCAAGGUGGAAUCUAUCGCCGAAGGAAUACGGGAAGUGAUGGAGAUUGAAAAGUCACUGUAACGAUAAGGAAAACGGGUUACCGGGAACAUGGUAUAUCCAACCUACGGGGACUUGGCUAUAUGCCGUCGAUAUUAGCCGCGUGGCUGUUGAUGCCCUACCUUAGGUAUUCUUAGAAAAAUGCGGGGUUCAAAUCCGGGGUGACGGAUGAGGCUCUUUGGAGGGUCA